This is a messenger RNA of Hibiscus syriacus, 2415 nucleotides long. RefSeq lists its product as uncharacterized. The transcript is spliced from 3 exons. The record is from RefSeq and is a predicted model, not a curated record. NCBI's taxonomy places the organism in Eukaryota, Viridiplantae, Streptophyta, Magnoliopsida, Malvales, Malvaceae. Bases 1447 to 2415 code for a protein of 322 amino acids.
AUGUUUCAUUAAUUUACGGGAAAUUGAAGGAAACAUAUGGAUAAAUAUCAAGUCUUAUCAAUUACUACCAGUAGCCUUCAGGAACUCACCCUCACAUGCCAAGUGACCUCCAACUUAUGCUUUCCCUUCCAAUUUUGCUAUUCCGAACCGCUUAUGGAGUUUGGCAAGUGUAUCUUCAUAACCAAAGUAUCUCCUGGAACGACAGGUUUCCUAAACCUCACUCUGUCAAUUCCAGCAAAAUAGAAAUGUUCUUGAGAACCUCCCACUUCUUGUGCCAUUGCCUGGACCAAGUAAAUACUUCUCUUAGUUUCUACUAACAUUAAAGAUGCAUUGAUCAGUGCCUGGUUUUAAAAGGCGCACCUUUGCGCCGAAAAUUGCACCCGCCUGGGUCUGUGCGAGCUCACAUACGAUAGGCGACGAAAGGCACGCGCCUCCGAGUCGGGCGCCAGGCGCAACGCCUAUGCGCUUAUGGUAUAUGUUUUCACCCUUUAUUAUUAAUAAAUAAUUAUAAUUUUAAAACUAAAAAAAACCUACCUGUUCCCAAAUCCAAAAUCCCUAAGUUAUUCUCUCCAUCGCACGACGCACGCACGAUUUCUUCUUCGCCUCUUCUUCGCCGGCAGUCACAGUAGUCACCACCGCCGGGCGCCGACCAGGUUAGAAAUUAAAUUAUGGAGUCGGAAGCUUCAACCAGAUCAUCAUAGAUCCGGGAAGAAAAUAUGGAACGCCAGAGCCGACGAAAAAGAACAAUUGGGAAUGCAAUUUUUGUAAAAAUGAUUUUAAAGGAGGAGUAUUUCGGCUAAAACAACACUUGGUUGGAGGAUUUAGGAAUGCGACCAAAUGUCCUAAUUGUCGUGAGCAUGUAAGGGAGGAAGUGAAGAUCUUCAUGGUUAAGAAACAGGAAGUAAAGGUUGCAAAUUUAAUGUUACACUAAGAGUUGACUCAUGGCAUUGAUGAGUAUGAUGAUGAGGAAGAACUUGAUGUAUUAGACUCAAGUGGGGGUAACUCAAGUCAGAAGCGUGAAAGACCCUUACCCAAAAAACCAAGAGUCAAGGGUCCAAUGGACUUAUUUGUCACUCCCAAAGUUAAUCCAAGCAAAGAGGGAGGUGUGCAUGCAGCUUGUCAGAAAGAAUUAAGGGAGAAAUCUUGUAGGGCAAUUGCAAGAUUUUUUUACGAUUCCGGAUUAGCAUUCAAUGCGGCAAAUCAAUCUAGCUUCAAAGAAAUGUGUAAAGCUAUCGGGCAAUAUGGUCUCGGUUUGAAACCUACAAGCAUGCACGAGAUUAGAGUUCCUCUCUUGAAGAAUGAAGUAGAUGACACUUAAAAGGCAUUAGAGAAUCACAAAAAAGAGUGGCCACAAAAGGGUUGCUCAAUUAUGUCAGAUGGAUGGUGUGAUUCUGUUGUCCAAAAGGAUAUUGUGAAUUUUCUUGUCAACUUGUAUUCAUUAAAUUCAUGGACGCCUCAGAAAUUGUCAAAGAUGCAAAUUUGUUGUUUCAUAUGCUUGAUAAGAUGGUUGAGGAAGUGGGGGAGGAAAAUGUAGUCCAAGUGGUGACGGACAAUGCAUCUAACUACGUUAAAGGCGGAAAAAUGCUAGAAGCAAAGAGACCGAAUCUUUAUUGGACUCCUUGUGUGACACAUUGUAUCGAUCUCAUGUUGGAGGAUAUUGGAAAGCUUUCUAAAGUGAGGAAUGCACUAAAGAAGUGCAUAUUUAUGAAUGGCUAUAUAUAUGGCCACAUUUCCCGUGUGAACAUGAUGAGGAAGUUCACAAAUCAAAGGAAUUUACAUAGGUCGACAAUAACGAGAUUUGCAACAUCUUUCAUCACUCUUGCACAAUUCCACGAGCAAAGAAACAAUUUGAGAAAGAUGGUUGCUUCUCAAGAAUGGAUUGAAUCGAAGUCGUCAAAGGAAACAUCUGGAAAGAAAUUGGCAUCCUAUGUUUUACAAGUUUUUUUUUGGAGGAAUGUGGUGUAUGCUCUAAAGUUAUCGGGGCCACUUGUUAAGGUUCUUCGAAUGGUUGAUGGAGAGAACAAACCUCCUAUGGGAUACAUUUAUGAAGCUAUGGAUAGAGCUAAGGAGGCUAUUUCGAAGAGUUUUGGAAUGAAUGAUGAGCACUACAAAGAAGCUUUUGAGUUUAUCGAUAGAAGAUGGGAUUGCCAACUUCACCGGCCUUUGCAUGCUGAUGGUUAUUUUUUAAAUCCGGGUCUUUAUUAUGAUAAUCUCAAGACAUCAAAUGAAGAAGUUAUGACGGGGUUAAUCGAUUGCAUUGGAAGGUUAACUUCGAAUCUUCAAAUGCAAGACAAGAUCCUUGACGAACUAGAGAUAUAUAAAAAUGCUCGUGGUCUUUUUGGCAUAGCAAUGGCCAUUAGGAUGAGGAAGACAAAAUCUCCAGGUAUUAAAUUUAAAUGUUAUAGUAAGUUAUAA